AUGUAUGUCGUUAAAAGAGACGGUCGAAAGGAAAAAGUCAUGUUUGACAAAAUAACAAGCAGAGUAUCCAAGCUUUGCUACAAUUUAAACAACGACCAUGUUGAUCCGGCUGCUAUAACCAUGAAAGUAAUUGCUGGUAUUUAUAACGGUGUGACGACUGUGGAACUAGAUACCCUGGCCGCUGAAAUUGCCGCGUCAAUGACUACAAACCAUCCUGAUUAUGCGCUUCUUGCUGCUCGUAUUGCAGUUUCUAAUUUGCAUAAAGAAACGAAAAAAACUUUCAGUGUUGUCAUGGAUGAAUUAUACAAUUAUGUUAACCCCAAGAAUGGCAAGCAUUCACCAAUGAUUUCUAAAGAAACUCACGAAAUCAUAACUAAGCAUUGUGAGCGCCUAAAUUCUGCAAUUAUUUACGAUCGUGACUACAACUACAACUUCUUUGGCUUUAAGACGCUAGAGCGAUCGUAUUUGUUGAAAAUUGAUAAAAAAGUGGCUGAGCGACCCCAGCAUAUGUUAAUGCGUGUUUCUGUUGGUAUCCACGGGGAAGACAUCGAUGGUGCAAUUGAGACAUAUAAUUUAAUGUCCGAACGUUGGUUUACACACGCUUCGCCAACGCUUUUUAAUGCUGGUACCUGCAGACCUCAAUUAUCUAGCUGUUUUCUACUUACAAUGUCGGAUGAUAGUAUUGAGGGUAUAUAUGAUACACUUAAACAGUGCGCUUUGAUUUCUAAAUCUGCUGGUGGGAUUGGCUUAAGUGUGCAUUGUAUUAGAUCAUCUGGAAGCUAUAUUGCAGGGACUAAUGGUCAUUCGAAUGGACUAGUGCCAAUGCUUCGAGUAUACAACAAUACAGCAAGAUAUGUUGAUCAGGGUGGAAAUAAGCGCCCUGGAGCUUUUGCAAUCUAUUUAGAGCCAUGGCAUCCGGAUAUUUUUGAUUUUCUAGACUUGAAAAAGAAUACUGGAAAAGAAGAGCAGAGGGCGCGAGAUUUGUUUUAUGCAAUGUGGAUGCCGGAUUUGUUUAUGAAACGAGUUGAAGAAAACGGAGUAUGGUCGUUAAUGUGCCCGAAUGAUUGUCCAGGUUUACAUGAUACUUAUGGCGAAGAAUUUGAAAAGUUAUAUACAGAGUAUGAAGACGCUGGAAAGUUUAUUCGACAAGUUCGAGCGCAAAAACUCUGGUUCGCAAUCUUGGAAGCCCAAGUAGAAACUGGUACUCCUUACAUGUUAUAUAAAGAUGCGUGCAAUCGUAAAAGUAAUCAAAAGAAUUUAGGCACAAUCAAAAGCAGCAAUCUUUGUACGGAAAUUAUAGAAUAUACAAGCCCUGAUGAGGUUGCUGUAUGUAAUCUCGCCUCGAUUGCUUUACCUCGGUUCGUAAGACCUGACAAAACCUUUGACUUUCAUAAGUUGGCGGAAGUGACUAAAGUAAUUACACGCAAUCUGAACAAAAUCAUAGAUAUUAACUUCUAUCCUGUACCGGAGGCUGAGAAAUCUAACAAAAGACAUAGGCCUAUCGGGAUUGGAGUUCAGGGAUUAGCUGAUGCUUUUAUUCUAAUGCGUUUCCCGUUCGAUGGACCAGAGGCUCGCGACUUGAAUAUAAAAAUUUUUGAAAGUAUUUAUUAUGGUGCUCUACAGGCUAGCUGUGAGCUAGCAAAAGAAGUUGGUCCAUACGAAACCUAUGAGGGGUCUCCAGCAAGUCAAGGGCAAUUACAAUUUGACUUGUGGGAAAAGCAACCGACUGAUUUAUGGAACUGGAAUUCGUUAAAAGAAGACAUCAAAAAGUAUGGCUUACGAAAUAGCUUACUAUUAGCUCCAAUGCCAACGGCUUCUACUGCUCAAAUCCUUGGUAAUAACGAAUCAAUUGAGCCGUAUACAAGCAAUAUUUAUUCUAGACGUGUUUUGUCAGGAGAAUUCCAGGUGGUCAACCAGCAUUUGCUGAAAGAUUUAACGGAUAUGGGUGUUUGGAAUGAUAUGAUGAAAAAUGAACUUAUUGCUAAUAACGGCUCUAUUCAAAAAAUAAACAACAUACCAGAUGAUAUUAAAGCGUUAUAUAAAACCGUAUGGGAAAUUUCUCAAAGAACCUUGAUCGAUAUGGCAGCUGAUCGGGGAGCUUACAUUGAUCAAAGUCAAUCAUUUAACGUACAUAUUGCUGAGCCCAAUUUUGCGAAGUUAACCAGCAUGCAUUUUUACGCCUGGAAAAAGGGCCUGAAGACUGGCAUGUAUUAUUUACGGACAAAGCCGGCGGCCAGUGCUAUACAAUUUACUGUAGAUAAAGAAAAAUUGCAGAAAGAUAGAGAAAGUGCGAUGGUUUGCUCUCUCGAAAAUAAGGAAGCCUGUUUGAUGUGUAGUGGUUAA
This is a messenger RNA of Trichoplax adhaerens, 2343 nucleotides long. RefSeq lists its product as uncharacterized. Lineage: Eukaryota; Metazoa; Placozoa; Uniplacotomia; Trichoplacea; Trichoplacidae. Gene Ontology annotation, biological process: deoxyribonucleotide biosynthetic process; DNA replication. The coding region runs from base 1 to 2343 and encodes 780 amino acids. The record is from RefSeq and is a predicted model, not a curated record. Gene Ontology annotation, cellular component: ribonucleoside-diphosphate reductase complex. The transcript has 23 exons. Gene Ontology annotation, molecular function: ribonucleoside-diphosphate reductase activity, thioredoxin disulfide as acceptor; ATP binding.